AUGGCGGCUUGGGGAGAGGUUCCGGGAAAGGUACAGGUCAUGCCCAGCCAACAUCUAGGCCUCGAGAACCGGAGUGUGUCGUACCCUUUCUUCUGCCUCCUCCUUGCCAGCACGCCCCUCGGAAACCCCUCACCCAGUACCCCGGAGAGCAGUCACCCCGUCCCCGACUCAGCCCCACGCACGCGCUCACAGUACCGCCCGGCCGGGGUCCCGAGACCAGACCCAGGUAUCGUCGUGCGGAGGCCCCGGCCUCCCGUCCUGCGCGCUGCGCCGUGCCCGGCCCGCGCCGGGGAAGGGACCCUACCUGGCCAGCCACUCCCCGCCGCGGCCCGCCCGCCCGUUCGGCCUGAUUCACGCGCCCGCCCCCGCCCCGCCCGCCCGCGCUCUGCCUCCUGCCUGCCCGGGCAGCACCUGGGCGGGGCGGCCCCACCCCGACGCGCCCGCAUUCCUGCGCCCUCCGCGGCCGGGACCCCGGCUGCGACCCCCGGGGGCCCCAGUCUGGCCCCGCUGGCGCCCCCCCCCCCGAGCCCACACCCCUCAACCCCAACCCCAACCCCCGAGCGCUCCGGUGAUGCCCCAGAACUGCGCCCCGGACUCUGGCCAGCUCCACUGAGUACAGGCAAAGCUGCUUCUCUCGGGACCCCGAAACCCCUUGCACCCAUUUACGAGCCGAUAGCUCGAAGCCCCUGCGGCCGACCCCUGACCCUCGCCCCGGAAGUUGGGGUGACUCGGAAGUUCCGGCUUAGUCGCUAG
Messenger RNA from Onychomys torridus (southern grasshopper mouse), 753 nucleotides. RefSeq names its product extensin-like. The record is from RefSeq and is a predicted model, not a curated record. Lineage: Eukaryota; Metazoa; Chordata; Mammalia; Rodentia; Cricetidae. The coding region runs from base 1 to 753 and encodes 250 amino acids. The transcript is spliced from 2 exons.